Lachancea fermentati is the source of this 453-nucleotide messenger RNA. Lineage: Eukaryota; Fungi; Ascomycota; Saccharomycetes; Saccharomycetales; Saccharomycetaceae. The record is from the annotation of a GenBank genome assembly.
AUGUUGCGUUCUUCUUUUACCAGAGUCGCUCGUGUGAGCCCAGCCAGAUUUGCCCAAACGCAGGCUAUUUCAAAAGCUGCCAUUGUGGACCUACCAAAUAGAUGGGAGGACUUGCCAGCUUCUGAACAACAAGACAUUGUCACCAAGUUGACUGACCGCCAAAAGCUACCAUGGAAGCAAAUGACAGAAACCGAGAAACAGGCCGCUUGGUAUAUUUCAUAUGGUGAAUGGGGACCAAGAAGACCAGUGCAUGCCAAGGGUGAUGGUGCCUACAUUGCCAAGGGUGUUGUAGUGGGCUUGGUUGGUUCUGUUGCCUUGUUUGCUUUAAUUAGAAGCUUCGCUGGUGAACCUCCAAAGACUAUGACCAAGGAAUGGCAAUUAAAGUCUGAUGAAUACUUGAAGUCCAAGAACGCUAAUCCAUGGGGUGGCUAUUCUCAAGUUCAAUCCAAAUAA